AUGCCAAAUCACAUCUUCAAGUCUCUGGUGGCGGCCACCUUCUUGCUGAUAGCUGCUCAAGCCACGGGUUGCGACGAGCUAGACAUUCUCGCCGGUCAACACGUUGUUUAUUCUUUCCCAUCGUCCAGCCACCCCCCGCAUGAACUGGUGAUGCUCACAAAGGCCGGGCUCGUCGGCGGUGUCAUCCUGUUCGGCGUCAAUGUCGACGGCAAUACCUCACAGGCCAUGUCCGUCCUCAAGGACGCAUACGAAUCCUCGCCAGCGCCGGCCCUCCUCAAGAAGAAGACGGGAAAGAACGUCCGCUUCCUCGUGAUAACGGACCAAGAGGGCGGGCAGGUGCGGCGCAUCAAGGAUGGCGAGCCGAACCUCAGUGCCAAGAAGAUCGGGGCUUCUGCCGAUCCGGCCGCCGCGGGCGAGGCGGCCGGUGCUGGCGCUGCCUCCAGUCUCAAGCGCUAUCAGUGCAAUUCGAACCUGGCGCCCGUUUUGGACGUCUUCCGGCAGCCGGGUGACUUCACCGACUACUACCAGCGGUCGUUUGGGAACACGUCACAGCAGGUCGUGGGCGCGGCGGUACCCUUCAUCACCGCCCAGCAGGGCGAGUGCGUGUCCGCGUGCGCCAAGCAUUUCCCCGGCCUGGGGGCGGCCUCAAACAACGCCAAUACCGACGAGGAACCCGUCGUGCUGAACCUGACGCUCUCCGAGAUCCGCGGGGUCGACCAGGUGCCGUACGUGGCAGCCAUCGAGGCCGGCGUCGACAUGGUCAUGGCCUCGUGGGCCGUGUAUCCCGCCCUGGAUCAACGGCCAGCCGGCCUGAGUGAGAAGUGGAUUAAGGGCGAGCUCCGUGGCAGGCUGGGCUUCAAGGGUGUCACGAUUACGGAUGCCCUAGAGGCUGGCUCUCUUGCUGCGUAUGGUGAUGCCGCCGCCAGGGGUACAGCUGCUGCCGUGGCCGGCAUGGACAUCUUGCUGGCGAGCGGGAAGGACGUUAUGCAGGGAGAGGCUGGGGGAAUAGGGGGUGGGAUGCAGGGAGAGGCUGUGAGAAUAGCGGUUGUGCAGGCUCUGAAGAAAGGUCUGCUGGGCAGAGCGGAGUUCGAUGCUGCCACGGAGCGCAUCGCCGCUGUCCGUAGCAGGAUUGUAGCGUAG
Metarhizium robertsii ARSEF 23 is the source of this 1140-nucleotide messenger RNA. Its product is annotated as Glycoside hydrolase, family 3. The record is from RefSeq and is a predicted model, not a curated record. NCBI's taxonomy places the organism in Eukaryota, Fungi, Ascomycota, Sordariomycetes, Hypocreales, Clavicipitaceae. Gene Ontology annotation, biological process: peptidoglycan turnover; carbohydrate metabolic process. Bases 1 to 1140 code for a protein of 379 amino acids. The transcript has a single exon. Gene Ontology annotation, molecular function: hydrolase activity, hydrolyzing O-glycosyl compounds.